UCAGCUGAUUCAUGUUAUGGCAGUUGACAGUUUAAUUCUUAUGAAAUGUUUGCAAGAAAAAGAAACUUUGCUCCUUAACUUUAAAGAGAAUUUGAUGAAUGUAAUCCUUAAAGAUUUUAUGUUAAUUACUUGCAAUGAAAAAAUAACUGGUUGUUGCGAUGGUUAAUAUAUUAAGACUUCUAAAUGGUCUUAGAAUAAUUUGUAAUAAGGGACCCAGAUUUAGUAUACAGCGAAUGAGCAGUAGUGACAGUGGUGACAACAAGUUAGAUCGCAAAAAAAUCAGAAACUUCAGUAUUGUGGCUCAUGUAGAUCAUGGGAAAAGUACAUUAGCGGAUAGGUUAUUAGAAAUAACAGGUGUUAUUAAGCCUAGCAAUGAAAAUGCACAAGUUUUGGAUCAGCUACAGGUUGAAAAGGAAAGAGGUAUCACAGUCAAGGCUGUUACCGCAUCCCUUAACUAUACAUACAACAAUGAAUCUUAUCUUUUAAAUCUUAUUGAUACUCCAGGACAUGUAGAUUUUUCUAAUGAGGUUGUUAGAAGUGUAACAGCAUGCCAAGGAGUAGUUCUGUUAGUUGACGCCAAUGAAGGAAUCCAAGCACAAACUGUAGCUGUACAUUCAUUGGCAAAUAGGAACAAUUUAACUAUAAUACCAACCUUGAACAAAGUGGAUUUACCAAGAGCUGACCCUGACAAAGUCAAAUCACAGUUGAAUUCACUUUUUAAUAUCGACCCUAAUACAGUUUUAAGUGUAUCUGCAAAAAAAGGUUGGGGAGUUAAAGAGUUAUUAGAAGCUGUUAUUACCCGAAUUCCUCCUCCAGAUGUAGAUGCAAAUGGCCAUUUCAAAGCUCAUAUUAUAGACACAUGGCAUGAUAAAUAUAGAGGUGUUUUAUGUCUAGCAUAUAUUCAUGCUGGUAGUUUGGAAUUGGGACAGCCAGUGAAAUGGCAGUCAAGUACUAAACAGCAUGCUGUGAAAUAUCUGGCAAUGUUGCGACCUAGUGAAGAGCCAAUUAAUAAAGCUAUUGCUGGACAAGUUGUAAUGGUAGGACUCGGUCCUAAAGGCGGAGGUAGUGUUGGAGAUCAUCUCCUAUCAGUUGAAGUACAGGAUAAUAAACAAAGCAGUCCAUUACAAGCAAUAAAACAUAUGGUGUAUGCAGGAAUAUUUCCUGCUGACCAAUCGCAACAUGUAUUUCUUAGUGAUGCUAUCAAGAAAUUGGCUCUAAAUGACUCUGCUGUCAGUGUUAAUGUUGAUUCUAGUCCAGCAUUAGGUCAAGGUUGGCGUGUAGGUUUCCUAGGACUACUGCAUCUAGAUGUGUUUACGCAGAGGCUCUUGCAGGAACACAAAGCGGAAGCAAUACUCACCGCUCCUUCUGUACCUUAUAAAAUUAAGCUAAAAGGUGCAAAAAUCAUCAAGCAGUACAAAAGUGAUGAAAUAAUUAUCACAAAUCCAUUACAAUUGCCGGAACCGCAGCAGAUUGAAGAAUAUUAUGAACCUUUAGUAAUAGGUACAAUAAUAACUCCAGUGGAGUACAUCGGCGCGGUGACGUCACUGUGCGUGGACCGGCGCGGCGUGCCGCUGCCCGCUACAGCGCUCGAUGACCAAAUGACGCUGAUGCAGUUUAUAUUACCUUUAUCAGAAGUUGUGAUAGACUUCCAUGAUACGUUAAAGAGUAUAACGUCAGGUUUCGCCAGCUUUGACUAUCAGGAUCAUGGAUUCCAUGCCAGCGCUUUAGUAAGGUUGGAUAUACUUCUCAAUGGGGCAUUAGUAGAGGAAUUAUCCACUAUAGUACAUACAUCCCGCCUUCAGUACAGCGCUAGAAGACUGACGGAAAAACUAAAGGAAAUGAUACCGCGACAGAUGGUGCAGAUCGCAAUCCAAGCAGUAGCGUCAGGGAAGGUUUAUGCACGAGAAACUAUCAAAGCAUACCGAAAAGAUGUCACUGCUAAACUGUACGGCGGCGACGUGACUCGUAGGAAGAAGCUCCUCAAACAACAGGCUGAGGGGAAAAAGAAAAUGCGAAGCUUAGCUAAUAUUAAAGUGCCUCGAAAUACUUUUAUUGAUGUAUUAAAGAGAUAAAAUGUUUUUGUAGUAUUUUUACAUGAAGAUAAAAGUAUCGUAUUAUCGUUAAUUGAGUUUUUCCCCUUUUUGAAGAUCCUAAGGCAUGCUUAAAUGAUUUUAGUAAGGUAAGAAUAAUAAAGAAUAAUACAAUUUCUGUAUGAAAUAAAAACAAUAAAGUUUAUUUAAUCAUAGAUUAUAUGACAGUUGAAUGCAUGGUUAUAAUAUAAAAUAUUUGAAGCAAUAUAGAAAUCUAUUACUUAAAGACAGCUUACAUUAAACAAUAAGAUAUGUAUCGUGAAGUAUAAAUGGAAAAAGCUUGUUGCAAGAUUAUGGUCACCAUAUUUUUUCAUCUCAACUAUACAAAGUUUCGUAUAUAUAACAAAAUUGGAAAUUUUUAUUACAGGAAUAUUAAAGUUUAUUUCGUUUUACACAUAUCUUUACAAAAAAACAAUUAUAGAUUACUUUUUACUCCUAAUGCUGAACCACAGACAAUAUUGUCAUGCAUCUUAGUCCAAGUAAAUAAUAUUUUUUCGUAAGGAUGUUUCGCCAGUGGAAACUCAAGGGCGUAGCUUUGUUUUAAUAAACAUCUGAUUGAUUCAUGGAACACUAAUCAGGAAUUGCAAACCUUUUUUUUAAACAUAAAAGUAAUAUUUUACAAAGAAUGUGCAUGUAUUUGUCAGUUUUAAAAGCAUUGUUGAAAUUGCUAGUAGAAUUUUCUUUUCGAUGCUAAUAUUGAUAAUUUAGAAUUUUACAGACAAUUUACUAUAUUUUUUUAAAUAAAUAAAUACUAAUUUCUCAGAAGGCAAGCAUAUUAAAUACAUAUAACAUACUUUUGUAAAAUUGUAUUUUUGAAUAAAUCGAAUUUCUUAAUCUACAUCUUUAGAUGAGAUAUCAUUUCUUACAAUAUU
This is a messenger RNA of Papilio polytes (common Mormon), 2962 nucleotides long. RefSeq names its product translation factor GUF1 homolog, mitochondrial (gene waw). The record is from RefSeq and is a predicted model, not a curated record. Bases 159 to 2072 code for a protein of 637 amino acids. Lineage: Eukaryota; Metazoa; Arthropoda; Insecta; Lepidoptera; Papilionidae. Gene Ontology annotation, molecular function: GTPase activity; GTP binding; mitochondrial ribosome binding. Gene Ontology annotation, cellular component: mitochondrion. The transcript has 11 exons. Gene Ontology annotation, biological process: positive regulation of translation.